AUGCUCGCACAUGAUUUAGUGAAGAAGAAUGACAGAGACUUCGUUCCGACCCAGUCUUCCAGGUUUUGCGCUUUUUUUUAACUAGAAAAAACUCAUUCUCAGGUCCGCUUUUUAUUUUUUUGUACUUGUGCUUGCGAAGGUGCUUCGAUGUAUUGGAACGUUUUUUGUGGACAUUUUGGCGAAAAGCAUUCAUAUAGUAAAUCUACUCUGGACCUGUAAAUUAAUGUGAGUUUUAUAAUGAAAAGUUCAUGGGGGUAUUGAAUGAACCGAACUUUUGAAUCGCAAUAAUAUUCAUAUGUGUUUAGUUGAAAAACCGAGAAGUUCUGAAUUUUUAUAGUUUCCAAAAAAAAUAAUAAAUUAUAAGACCCCUCCUAAGAUUUGAGGAUGGUCAUAGUGGGUUGGGGCAUACUUAUACUCAAUUUACCGCUCUUGCCCCCUCGGUGUUUGCAGACUCAAGACUAAUUUCAGGAAAUUUUGGCUUGAGUCUGCAAACACCAAGGGCAAUAGCGAUGAAUUGAGUUUACGUCUAUACAAUCCUUGGAGUGCUCCGGAGCAGUGUCAAGAACUUUUAAAAAACGAAGUUACUUAUUCAGAUAGACCUUGGCGAGCUGGUUACUGUUAUAUAAUUUUCGAUGUUAGAUUCCCGACUGAUAAGGUCCAUAUGGGGGGGUUCUAAAAGCUUAUUCAAUGGUUCUCAGCGCUAUCCAAACUUUUAGACAUGUUUCACGGGUGUAAGAAAAUCACAGCGAGCCGUAGGCUUGCUAGUUAAAUACAAUGAAACAAUUUAUUCGCAAUUAUUUUCGCAGAUGUGCAUUUAUUCUUCUCCCUCUUCAAAAACCGUUUUCAUCUGGGAAACCCGUGAGGAAGUCUUUGCUUGUGCGCAUAGCCAAACUUUCGAUGAUCAACAGUGCCAUUGAUAUUCUUUGGUUCUAUGGCAUCACCUUGUGCGGACCAUUACGGUGUGUGGAAGGAAAAGUCUUCUAUUAUUAAUUUCUUAAUUUUUAGAAGUGUUCUGAUAUUUGAACUGAGCACAGCAGUGUUACUGACUGCUGUUUCUUCGUUCUUUAAAGGGUCUCUCUCAACGCCAACAAAAACAAGAGGAUUUAUAUUGCUGAUAGUUGGAUUUAUAGCUCUUUUCCUGAUGGAUAAAGAUGGGGCUGUUGAAGAUCCACAUAGUGAGUUCUUAUAUACAUUUUUUGUAUAGUGAGGAAAAUUUUCAAGACACCACACAUGCUCAUCAUAGCGGUUUGAAUCACCUCUUCUAUCAUCUCAUCGGUUAGUGUUCCUCGAAUUUUGGGUAUGAGUGUGAUUAUAAAACGAUACAUAUAAAAUUAAACUUGCAACAUUCCGGGCGGGCCGAAGAUUUUCUGACCAAAAAACAUUGGCUGAAUAACCCGAUGGGCGAAAUUCAGUCUCAAAAACCUUAUACUCGAGGUGAUUGUAUAUAAAUCAACUUUCAGGUUUGUUUGGCAUGGCGGAUCACAAAGGGGGUUUGUGUAUUCUCGUGGUUGCUUUGAUUUUGCGAACCAUCUACGAAACUGCUUUCCGUCACUUAGCCGUCGAAGUCGGCGGCAACAAAAAAUUGCACGCACUCAUUACUGUAUGACACACUGUUUUUUCUCGAUUAGGUCGGUUUUCCAGGUCAUCUCUGCUAUUUGUUUGACUCCAGUCGCUGUUCUUUCGUGGGUUUUCUCUGAGCCACCAACUACAACUGGGUGGUUUGAGUGGACCGCGCUGGUGGUUGCUGUCGCUGUUUUUGUAUUUGUCCUUGAUUUCUAUGCGGAAAUGGCUUGUUUUCAAGUAAGUAUACUCAUAUAAAUUCCUCAGCCUUUUUUUUCAGCAUCUCGAGGAUCCAGUUGUGGCAGCUGCCCGGUGGUCUUCCGUUACCAUGUUUUCAUGUGCUUUUGGGUUGGCAUAUAUCUGGUACAGUAGUCAGAACUUACCAGAUCACUCACUGACCGGAGGUGUCGCAAUCACCACCUUUUGUUUUAUAUUCGGUACGUUUUGAGAGUUUGAUCAAGAAUUUUUACCAUAUUUAUGUGCGGGCCCCACUGCGGGCAGUCUCUGGCAUAUAUAUUUUUUCCUAUGUGGUGGUCGAAUCCGAACCAACGGCUACCGUACCCUAGGCUGGUCGAACAGGCGCCUGUUUUUUCAACGGGCCGCCGCGUCCCUGCGUUGAGAAAACAGGCGCCUGAAAUCGCCUGUUCGACCAGCCUACCGUACCCCACGGGACCUAAAAAAAAUAAUUCGGUACAUCACCGAAAAGUUUCUACUAGUUUUUCGCUAAAAAUGCAGACUUCUCGAAAAGCGAUGGAAAAUUUAUCGUACACAGCGCACUGUAGGCUGGUCGAACAGGCGAUUAAAUGGCGUUCUAUUGAGAAACUCUUUUUGCAGUGCAAAUUGAGCGACCUCGGGGCCGAGUUUGAAAAGUUAGGCCACGUUUUCAGUGGAAAAUUACUUCGCGGCCUAGAAAUUCGGCCAGAUUGCGAACAGCGCGCCCUUUCUGUCCGGUGCCCCUAUAAUAACAGUGCCACUGCUCCCAGUUGGCAGUACGGGUCAAAUUCGAGACAAAUUUUUUUCAUUCGUAAGAGACAUUUCCCGUCACGAAACCUUUAAAAAGAAAAUUCGGAACAAACCGCUGUUUCAGCCUCCAUUUCGUUAACCCAUUCAAACCAACCGAAACACCGCGGAGGGCAUUUCGUAGGAAUAUCGAACACAGGACUCCCAUUGUUUACGUACGGAGAAGCGUUUCUUCAGAAGACGUCAAAAUCAUUGAUGAUAUUUAUGAAGGUGAUUUUAUAAUCCAGCUGAACUCGUAAAAGUAAUUGUUUUCAGGAAACUCUUAAUGAGAUUUUGAUGAACAGUGACUCGAGAAGAAUUUUUUGGUUUCUAUGUGUGAACGUCGGUUUUUGCGGUGUUGAGUUUUUGUAUGGAUUCUGGACGAACAGUUUGGGGCUGAUUUCCGAUGGAUUCCACAUGUUGUUCGAUUGUAGUGCGUUAGUUAUGGGACUGGUUGCUUCGGUUAUGGCGAGGUGGCCGCCAUCUCGUCAUUUCACAUUCGGAUUCGGGAGAGUAGAAGUAAAAUUCGGCUGUUUAUGAAUAACUAAUUCGUUGAUUCAGGUUCUAUCUGGGUUCAUUAACGCUCUUUUCUUGUGUGUCAUUGCUCUCUUCAUUUUAAUUGAAGCUAUGGAGAGACUGUUUGAUCCACCAAAUAUCAACACUGACCGUCUACUUUUUGUGGCCGUAUCUGGGCUUCUUGUUAAUUUGUUUGGAAUGUACUCUCUGGGUGAACAUGGGCAUUCCCACGGAGGAAGCAGCAGUCAUGGACACUCUCAUGGUGGAGCUAACCACGGGCACUCUCAUGGGAACGCAAAUAUGCAAGGUUCGAUAAAUUUUCCCUGGAACCUUGUCAUUGACUGGCCGCAUUGUAUCAGGAACUUUCAGGAGUGUUUCUGCAUGUACUGGCCGAUACAUUAGGAUCAGUGUUCGUGAUAAUUUCGACACUAUUAAUUCAAUGGUUUGGAUGGGUUUGGGUGGAUCCGUUGUGUUCGUUGGUUCUUUCGUUGCUAAUUAUUGGAUCGGUCUACCCACUUCUGGUAUCUUCAAUUAGUACUUUGUUGCAAGAUGUGCCCGAGGAAGAUGAAUUUGAUUAUCAUACCAGCGAAAUAUUAGAUGUAUGUGACUGAUUCUGUGAUUUAGCAGAGAGAAACAAUUUUUUUUACAGAUUGAUAAUGUAGAAUCGUAUUCGAAAGCUCACAUAUGGCAGUUAAAAUCAGAUACAAACGUUGCAAGUGUGCACGUUCAAGUCGGUCCUGAUGCCAACGCUCAAAUGAUAAGAUAUCGUGUUGCUAAUAUUCUAAAAAAGUCGGGAGCUACAUACUCAACUGUUCAAGUGGAGAAAAAAAAUUUCACUCAGAGGAUUCAACAGGUGUACCCAGGAUUCAAACUAGGUCAUACGGUACUAGACUUUUUUCUAGGAGAAAUUCGCAAAAUAUUUCUAGGUCAAUCGUGGAACUGUGAUAAAAAAUUCUCGACACGGGCACUCCCAUCAACAUGAUGGACACAUUUAA
Molecule: messenger RNA, 4070 nt
Organism: Caenorhabditis sp. 36 PRJEB53466
Lineage: Eukaryota; Metazoa; Nematoda; Chromadorea; Rhabditida; Rhabditidae
Source: the annotation of a GenBank genome assembly